Molecule: messenger RNA, 1187 nt
Organism: Apodemus sylvaticus (European woodmouse)
Lineage: Eukaryota; Metazoa; Chordata; Mammalia; Rodentia; Muridae
Gene: Npc2
Product: NPC intracellular cholesterol transporter 2
Exons: 4
Coding region: 86-544 (152 amino acids)
Biological process (GO): cholesterol efflux; intracellular cholesterol transport
Molecular function (GO): cholesterol binding
Source: RefSeq, a predicted model, not a curated record
UGACCCGGCUCCACCCUCGGCCGCCCGGACAAGUUUAUCUUGUGACUGCCGGGGUUGCUUUCCCUUCCUAGAUUGCGGAGCUUUCAUGCCCACGAUGCGUUUCCUGACCGCCACGAUCCUGCUCUUGGCGCUCGUCGCCGCCACCCAGGCCGAGCCCCUGCACUUCAAGGACUGCGGCUCUAAGGUGGGCGUUAUAAAGGAGGUGAAUGUGAGCCCCUGUCCCAACCAGCCCUGCCAGCUGCACAAAGGCCAGUCCUACAGUGUCAACGUCACCUUUACCAGCAGCACCCAGUCCCAGAACAGCACAGCCUCUGUCCACGGCAUCCUGGCAGGAGUCCCAGUCUACUUCCCUAUUCCGGAGCCGGAUGGUUGUAAGAGUGGAAUCACCUGCCCCAUCCAGAAAGACAAGGUCUACAGCUACCUGAAUAAGCUGCCGGUGAAGAGUGAAUACCCCUCUAUAAAACUGGUGGUGGAAUGGAAACUUCAAGAUGACAAAAAGGACAACCUGUUCUGCUGGGAGAUCCCAGUAGAGAUCACAAGCUAGGCUCCUUGGCGCCCUGUGUCUGUGCAGGAUGAGAGGCCAUGGACAGAGGGGCGGGAAGAAGAAACAGAAAUCAGACCUGAAAUGGAAUCAGUGCCAUACAAUGAACAGACUUUCAAGAAUGCUGUUUUAUGCCUUUUAACCUCCAAAAAAAUACCUGCAACCCUACUACUCUUGAGAGCUCAGAACCUCCCCCGCCCCCCAAAUAAGAUAGCCUUUGUGGAGGCUUGGGGAGGGGGGAGGGAAACUGGAGAGAUUAGAUUAGUGUCCAUGGCUGUUUGCUGUUGGAUUUCGGGCAGGUCCCACCACACAGGAUGGGAUGGGGUUGCUUGGGGUUGUCAGAUAACUUGACCCAGGGCUAUCAAUCCACUGUGACGGAUGGCUUCCCAGAGCCUUCUGGCUGGCUAGGGGUAUUACCUCCCCUGUUUCUAAGUGCCUCCUGAGUCCUGAGCACCUGGCUUACCAGUCUGAUGAAUCUUCAUAGUGCCCUCAGCCCCAAGGCUUCAACGGUAGCGACUAGCUCUCCAUGGUGUCCAGAGACCAGCUCAGGGGAGUUCUGCCGCAGAAAUUUGACUCUGAGUGGCUGCUGCUUUGUGGUUAGCUCUUGUUCUUUGGUAGUUUUCAUUAAAGCCAAUCCUUGGUUGCA